AGGAAACAAUAAUAUAUGAGAAAUCCAACGUUACUGGUUUUGCUUCAGCUUCUGCAAUAUCCAAGGCCUUUUGGUUUCCGCAAGUCUGAGUUUGACUGGGUUUCCAAGUUAAUGCACUCAAUCUGUAGCAUUUUUAUUGUGUUGUGGAGCACCCCAUUGUUGAUAUCAACUGUGACGUUUGGUACCGCGCUUUUGCUUGGAGUUCCACUUGAUGCAGGCACGGUUUUCACCACCACAUCUGUAUUUAAGAUCCUGCAGGAACCUAUUAUAUCCUUUCCUCAGAGUAUGAUAUCUCUUUCACAAGCGCUGGUAUCACUUGGGCGGUUAGAUGGGUACAUGUCUAGCACAGAAUUAUUGGAUGAUUCGGUUGAGAGAGAGGAAGGUUGUGGUGGACGCAUUGCUGUGCAGGUCAGAGACGGAACUUUUAGCUGGGAUGAUCAUGGCCAGCUGCAAGACUUGAAAAACAUUAAUUUGGAGAUUAAUAAAGGGGAGCUCACAGCAAUUGUUGGGACUGUGGGAUCGGGGAAAUCUUCACUUCUUGCUUCAAUUCUUGGUGAGAUGCACAAAAUUUCUGGGAAGAUUCAAGUUUGUGGGAGUACUGCUUAUGUUGCACAAACAUCUUGGAUUCAAAACGGGACCAUUGAGGAAAACAUUCUCUUUGGCUUACCAAUGAACAGGCAGAAGUACAAUGAAGUGGUCAGAGAUUGUAGCUUGGAGAAAGACUUGGAAAUGAUGGAGCAUGGUGAUCAGACAGAGAUUGGAGAGCGUGGCAUCAACCUAAGUGGGGGUCAGAAGCAGCGCAUACAGCUUGCCAGGGCUGUAUAUCAAGAUUCUGAUAUAUAUCUUCUUGAUGAUGUUUUCAGUGCUGUAGAUGCACAUACUGGUACUGAAAUAUUCAAGGAAUGUGUGAGAGGGUCUCUUAAAGGCAAGACCAUUAUUCUUGUAACACACCAAGUAGACUUCCUACAGAAUGUGGUUCUUAUAGUGGUGAUGAGGGAUGGAACGAUAGUACAAUCAGGGAAGUACAAUGAUCUACUUGCUUCUGGAAUGGAUUUUAGUGCUCUUGUUGCAGCACAUGAGACAUGUAUGAAACUAAUGGAGCAAGGUGCGGUCGUGCCUGACAAUCUGAACAAACAAAUGAAAUCACCGAAGGCAGCUUCUAAUAACAGAGAAACAAAUGGUGAAAUCAAUCCUCUUGACCAGCUCAAGUCUGACAAUGAAGGUUCUAAACUCAUCAAAGAAGAGGAAAGAGAAACUGGGAAAGUUAGCUUUCAUAUAUGUAAACUUUACUGCACAGAGGCUUUCGGGUGGUGGGGCAUUGGGGGAGUAAUCUUUCUUUCUGUGUUGUGGCAAGCUUCUACGGUAGCGAGUGAUUAUUGGCUGGCCUAUGAAACAUCAGAAGAGCGUGCUCAGUUCUUCAAUCCUUCUGUGUUUAUUUCUAUCUACGCAAUUAUUGCUGUAGUUUCAGUUAUUUUGAUUGUUCUAAGAUCCUACUCUUUCACGGUCCUUGGGUUAAAGACAGCACAGAUAUUCUUCUCUCAAAUUCUCCACAGCAUCUUGCAUGCCCCCAUGUCUUUCUUUGACACCACUCCAUCCGGGAGAAUUCGGAGCAGGGCAUCAAUGGAUCAGACCAAUGUUGAUGUCGUUAUCCCCUUGUUCCUCAAUUUUGUGGUAACCAUGUACAUUACAGUGAUCAGCAUCUUCAUAAUCACAUGUCAAAAUUCUUGGCCGACAACUUUCUUGUUAAUUCCUCUUGCUUGGUUAAACGUUUGGUACCGGGGUUAUUUUCUUGCUUCCUCUCGUGAGUUAACUCGUCUGGAUUCAAUUACAAAAGCACCUGUCAUUCACCAUUUCUCUGAAAGCAUUUCGGGAGUCAUGACAAUCCGCGCAUUCAGAAAGCAGAAGCAGUUUUGCGGAGAAAACAUUAAACGGGUGAAUUCUAAUUUGCGAAUGGAUUUCCACAACUUCAGUUCCAAUGCGUGGUUGGGUUUCCGCUUAGAAUUGCUUGGAAGCAUAGUUUUUUGCUUCUCCGCCAUGUUCAUGAUCAUGUUACCCAGCAAUAUCAUAAAGCCAGAGAAUGUUGGUUUGUCGCUCUCAUAUGGGUUAUCCUUAAACGCCAUGAUGUUCUGGGCCAUAUACACUAGCUGUUCCAUUGAAAACAAAUUUGUAUCUGUUGAGAGGAUCAAACAGUUCACAAAUAUUCCCUCUGAAGCAGCAUGGAGAAACAAGGAUCGUGUCCCUCCUCCAAAUUGGCCCGGUCAAGGCAAUGUUGAUAUCAAAGAUUUGCAGGUUAGAUAUCGUCCAAACACCCCUUUGGUUCUUAAAGGCAUCACCUUAAGCAUCAAUGGAGGAGAAAAAGUUGGUGUUGUUGGACGAACAGGAAGUGGAAAAUCAACUUUGAUUCAAGUUUUCUUCAGGCUGGUGGAACCAACAGGAGGAAAAAUAAUAAUUGAUGGCAUUGAAAUAUCUAUCUUGGGACUUCAUGAUCUAAGAUCACGGUUUGGUAUAAUCCCUCAAGAGCCUGUCCUUUUUGAAGGAACAGUUCGAACUAACAUUGAUCCAACCGGACAAUAUACAGACGAAGAGAUAUGGAAGAGUUUGGAACGCUGUCAGCUAAAAGAAGCAGUGGCUUCCAAGCCAGAGAAACUUGACUCUUCAGUGGUUGAUAAUGGAGAUAACUGGAGUGUUGGGCAGAGACAGUUGCUUUGUUUGGGAAGGGUUAUGCUUAAGCAAAGUAGGUUGUUGUUUAUGGAUGAGGCAACAGCUUCUGUUGAUUCUCAAACCGAUGCUGUGAUUCAAAAGAUCAUCCGAGAGGACUUUGCAGCACGUACCAUCAUCAGCAUUGCUCAUAGAAUACCAACAGUAAUGGACUGCGAUAGAAUUCUAGUUGUGGACGCAGGGAGGGCCAAAGAAUUUGACUCACCAGCCAACUUGGUCCAAAGGCCAUCACUCUUUGUUGCUUUAGUUCAGGAGUAUGCCAAUCGCUCAAAUGACCUAUAAGAAACUUUUGAGUGUCACUUCUGCAAGACAGUAACAGAAAACAUACAUUAGCUAAGCCUAUUAAGUUUUGAGUGAUCUUCCUAGUGCUAUGUGAAAGAACAAAAGACAUUUACCAUGGCAGCAGAAAACAAGUGUUGUGAGACGCAAUUACCGUCUCGAAUAAUUUCUAUUAAUGCAAGUGAAGUU
Molecule: messenger RNA, 3186 nt
Organism: Vigna umbellata (rice bean)
Lineage: Eukaryota; Viridiplantae; Streptophyta; Magnoliopsida; Fabales; Fabaceae
Product: ABC transporter C family member 4-like
Biological process (GO): transmembrane transport
Cellular component (GO): membrane
Molecular function (GO): ATP hydrolysis activity; ATP binding; ABC-type transporter activity
Source: RefSeq, a predicted model, not a curated record